Molecule: messenger RNA, 375 nt
Organism: Prorocentrum cordatum
Lineage: Eukaryota; Dinophyceae; Prorocentrales; Prorocentraceae
Source: the annotation of a GenBank genome assembly
AUGUUUCCGGUGCUGCAGAGAGCAGUCUUCGAGGCCCAAAUGGUGCUUCUGAUGAUCGCAGUGCUUUGUAGUACCUACUCAAUGGUUAUGUAUCUGCUGAUCAAGAUCUACGCUGUGACGGCCCUUGGUGUAUAUAAGGAUGUGGCUUACAGGGCGUUCACAGUAGCCACUGGCAGGUACAGGUCCCACGCUUUCUGGGCCCUGAUAGCUUCCAUUAUUACGUUCCUGAUGGCAUUUGCGUUGAACUUGUACAGCAAGGUGAAGGGCAAGCGAGGUCUUCUUUUGUCAGUCUUCACAAUGGUCCUCGUCUACAUGGUCCUUCUGGAAGGGGCGGGUGUGUUGCUGAGUGCAGACAAGCACAUAUUCGGUGCUUAA